AAUGGGAAGUUGUUUCAAACGCCCCGAUCUCGUACUGGGGCGUCCAUAAAAAAUGCAGCAGACGACAGCCAAUACCGAUCGAGGCGCCACGCAGCGUCGGUUCUUCUCACAACGUACGCAUCUCGUCCCCGGAUGUAUGACGUCAUUGAAAAAGCUGUCGCCAUCAUUGAUCCUGAGUGCCCUUUAAAGCCUUAAUUUUAAUCAACCUCGGGCUCGGCAACAUGUCUCAGCCAGGAACUGCGGGAUGCCAGCCGGGGGCCGACCAGGAGGGUGCACCCAGGCCCCCAAACCCCCAGCGCCAGGCCGCCUCCAAGCGGAUACAGCAAACACAGGCACAAGUGGACGAGGUCGUGGAUAUCAUGCGCACAAACGUGGAGAAAGCGUUGGAGAGAGAUCAGAAGCUAUCGGAACUGGAUGAUCGUGCAGGCAAGCGGGAAGGAAUGCUGAAGCCGAGGCCUUCUACUACACUGCAGUGAAGUUGCGACCCGGUGUAAGUCGAUCUACGUUGAAACAACGUCCGUUCUCAUUCUGUUCUCGUCUUCACUACCCCAACUUCUGUCCGCACCCUCGCCGUGUUUGCGAAGGAACAGGUUCGAUGCAUCAUUUGAUGUAGUGGACCUGUGUCUAUCGCAGAUGAAAACACAAAGGAUAUAAACAUGUACAAGCAAAGGCAAUGUAAUAUCGAGCGUGCAAUGUAUCGUAGGUCUGUUUACCAAGGUGGUUGCAUACAGCGCAUGUUUUGUUGUUAAUCAAUCAUCCGCGCAGAGGCAGUCUAUUAUAAACGGAGUUCAUGGCUUAUGUUGGAAGUCAGUCGUAUCAUUAAAGACAUUGCGGUCGCAUAUAUCGUUCAAUAAGUACUAGCAGUGAAGCCAGUCAACUUUCUUCUACCGACGUCUCUACUUUCCCUGUAAACAAACGCGCUUGCUACGCUCCGCCUGUAAAGCGUGCUCCUUCGCAGCUGAACCCUGCUUGCGGCAAAGCCCACUUUCAUAAACGCAUCGCAUUUCUAAAUGCAAUGGAAAGCAACCUGCUCUGUGAAUAUCGUCGUGUAAAUAUGUAUUUAUGCAGCCUUCUUUCCCGACUAGGUUUAGGCGCGAUAUUAUAUUUGUUUGUACUGCGUUCUUACUUAAGAUGCAACUACUGCUGAGUACGUCCUCCUGAUAUUUCGUUGCUUGGUUCUGUGUGUAUUUUUAAAUAAUUUGAUUGUUAAAUAUCUGUUCGUUUGACGUUUGCCGAACAUUUCGCUGAUAACAGAUACUGGGGACUGUGCAUUUGGCACAGCUUCAAAUCUAGUCGUUGCAGUUCCAUGCAUAUCAAACAUGCCUGCGUACUUUUUUUUUUAAUGUAGUGGCGUUCGCGCAGCUCUCCGCGACGGCUCAAUGAUGUGCAGAUGAAACUCAGUUAUCCAUAUCUUACGCCUUUGCUUUAAUGCAGGAUUUGCAAACUGUAAACUGCAAAGUGCAUUUUCUUACCUGGUGUAUACAAUGCACCGCGCAUACGUCACUUACACAGCCUGAUUACAGUGCACUGUCCACAUAAUCAAGCCUGCCGGCGGCAUUCUUUAGUUCGCAGACGCGCAGACUGUCUCCAGUUGCUGCACUCAUCGUAUUAUUUGAUUCGGCUUUAUGUAAAGGAGUAAAUAAGAAAAAGUGGCGACUGAGCGUUAAAAAAUAAAGUCACGUUGUCUUCAAAGAAACUCCGCUGGUCUCCGCCGUUCAGGGGUCGAUUCCAGUCGCUUCUAUAUAACCAACAUUAUGAAACGCGGCGCGCAAAGAAGAAAAGAAAACAUGUAAAGAAGGCGACAGGACAGAGCGUUACUCUCGACUAACGUUCUUCUUAGAGCGCUAACACUCUGUACUAACGCUUUGUUACCACCGUUUUUUUUCUUUUUUUAGCUAUCUUUAGUCAUGCCACUACCCUAAACUAUCCCAGUACUGCAUCUUCCUCAAUUGGCGAAAUAUCUUAGUACGGGCAAACCGCGUGCAAUAUGUCUGCCAGGAGGCAGACACCUGACGACUUCCUCUUGAAAUGCUCACCAUUGUAUUCUUCUUUUUCU
This is a messenger RNA of Dermacentor andersoni, 2056 nucleotides long. NCBI's taxonomy places the organism in Eukaryota, Metazoa, Arthropoda, Arachnida, Ixodida, Ixodidae. The record is from RefSeq and is a predicted model, not a curated record.